AUGAGAUUCUCCCUGACUCGUACUUGUCCGAUAUCAACUUCACACUCGCAUUCCAACUCGAGCUUCAUUGAAGUUAUACCUCACGUCACUAUUUCCCCUAGCCCCACCUACCAUCCUCAAAAUACACCAUUCUCUUCAGAACCAUGUGCGAAUACACAAGGAACUACUACAUCUACACUUCAUGUAUCGAUCCCGGAGCUCACUACUUCUCAACCUCCAUCGACGGAAGCAAAGAACGCCAAUGUGCAAAGGGGCCCCAUGAACGAUACAUUGUCGUGCCCGGGCAUUGCCCUUUAUGCUCAUGAACGUCGACGUCAUCACCAAUCCUCCGGAAUCUCUAUGAGGUUCCACAUAUCACAUUCGACUUCACGUACCAUGAUUGACACUUUUAUUUCGCGUUUGACCUUGCACCAAUACCCCCAACAUCACAUGGCAGGAUUUUGGACGAUUUUCUUCCGAAACAAAUUCCGGGCAUCAACAUAG
Molecule: messenger RNA, 483 nt
Organism: Botrytis deweyae
Lineage: Eukaryota; Fungi; Ascomycota; Leotiomycetes; Helotiales; Sclerotiniaceae
Exons: 2
Coding region: 1-483 (160 amino acids)
Source: RefSeq, a predicted model, not a curated record